Gongylonema pulchrum is the source of this 204-nucleotide messenger RNA. Lineage: Eukaryota; Metazoa; Nematoda; Chromadorea; Rhabditida; Gongylonematidae. The record is from the annotation of a GenBank genome assembly.
AUGUUACCGGUCGGAUGCGUGUUUCGAUCACGUUUUGUGGUUUGUUGUUCGGAGUUGGUCAGAGGUUUCGGUGUGGACGUGUGUAUUGGUGUCGGAAUGUUUGGUUGGCCAGCGGUGGGCGAAACGGUGGAUUUCAUGGGAAGUCUCUCGUGGACAUUGAGUAUCGCAAUGUUCGGACGGCUCUUUGCUGUGGUUGUAGUGUGA